GCGAGGGUAGUUUCGUAAGCGUUCGUCGAAAUCGUGUCGACAGUGUGGAUAUAUUUUCAACCAACGACGACGGUUGCGGUUCAGUCCGCACGAUUGAUUUCGAUGUUUCUAAUUAUUCCUAACGACUCCGAUAUCCAUCGCAGUUCGUCACCGGUGUUGUGCGCAUUCGUAGUGCAUGCCAUCACAGCGCGAUGACGAUCUAUUCAAAUGAAUCUUUGAACGCUAUAUUGAAUAUGAUGCACCAGGUUUAUGAUAGAAACCACAGUGUUAUGUAUCGCCAGCAGCAGAAUCAAGUCGGCGGUAAUCAGCAGCACCAGCAGCAACAACUUCCGGCGCCGCAAAUGCAGCAGCAAUCCAUGCAACAGGUUCAGCCACAUGCCGCGGUUGCCGUUGCGGCCACCACGAUUGACGGUGCUCAGUCAUACUGGAACGGACAUUCGCGUAGAAUACACCCUAGGCCACCAUUGUUAUUCUCUCAGGCCAGUUCGUUUUCCUCGCAAUUCUACAACGCUCACGAGACCUUCAUACCCGCAUGGCCGACAACUUAUUCGCCGACACUGACCGGCUAUCUGCAAUAUCCAAUGCCAUCGCCGUCGCAGCCGCAAUCGUCGUACUGCCAGCAACAACUGCCGUCGCAACACGCGCAGCUUGCGCACACACCGCCGCAUAGUUUGCAACAACAUUCGCCACCGAACCACUUGCAGCAACAUUCGCCACCGAACCACUUGCAACAACAUUCGCCACCGAACCACUUGCAACAACAUUCCCCGCAACAACAGCAGCAGCAGCAGCAGCAGCAGCAUAUUCACCAGCACGCAUUGCCGCACCCGCAUAUGCAGGAUCACUCGCCACCGUAUCAGCAUUCGUCGCCCCAACACUAUCAACAGCAUCUCUCGCCCCAGCAACACAUGCAGCAACACUCGCCGCCGCAGCACUUCCAGCAACAAUUGUCACCAUCGCGAUCGUCACCGGAGCAGCAGCACGUGAACGGCCAGCAAAUAGUGCAAUGGAACAUGAACAACGAGAACGGCGCAAUGGGAGUCAUGCCAAUAACUACCGCUAUGAACGGCCACGCAAGUAGCUCUAGCAGCCACUAUACCACAACGCCUACAACGUCGCCCAAUAAUCUCAAUGUAUCAUACGCGAGUGGCAGUAUGAACGUGCCGUGCACUGCUGAUAAUAUGAAUCUGCCGUCUACAUCCGGUAUCAAUCUGCCUACAUCGUGCAUUAAUCUACCGUCUACAUCUGGCAUCAAUAUGCCUUCAACGUCAGGCAUGGAUUUACCAUCGACAUCGAGAAAUAAUAGUGAGAUAAAUAUGCCGUCCACAUCUCGACGGCAGGCAUGCCCCAAAACGGAGCGGAGAAGCCCGUACGGAUGGAUGAAGAAACCAUCAUAUCAGAGUGAACCAAAGCCAGGAAAAACCAGAACCAAAGACAAAUAUCGUGUGGUCUACUCAGACUAUCAACGGCUGGAGCUGGAGAAGGAGUUCCACACGAAUCGUUACAUCACCAUUAAGCGUAAAAACGAGCUUGCUUACCAACUUCAGCUCACUGAUCGUCAGGUGAAAAUAUGGUUUCAAAAUCGACGUGCGAAAGACCGCAAGAUACGUAAAAAGCAGCAGGAACAACAGCUAAGAGAUCAUGAGCAGGCGCAGUUUGCGAUAGUUGCGGCCGCAGCGGCGAGCGGAGUGCCGAUUUAUUCAGCACCCGGAGGGGAAGUAAUGAUGCUGGGUAAUCAUCUCAUGCACGUCAAUGAUAAUGUUUCUUCCAUACCGCCGCCGCCGCCGCCGCCGCCGCCGACGCAACCGUUGCCUCCGCAGCCGCAGGUUCCGCAGCAGCCGCAGGUUCCGCAGCAGCCGCAGGUUCCGCAGCAACCGCAACCGCCGUCGCACUCUGUACAAUACCCGCACCAUACUAGUUCAAAUUAGGUAUUCGGCAAUGUUCUAACCCUCCUAAAUUCGAUUACCCGUCCAUUACAGGGUAGAGAUAGAAGUAAUAGUAUUACUAUAAUUGAUGCUAUGGAGGGGGAAGAGUAUACGCUUGUUGUAAAUAAAACGUUUGUAAAGAUACUCAAUGUCCGUUAUUCGUUAAUGGGCAACGUUAUUAUAACGACACAGUUUUAUGUACUAAAUCGCAUAGCUUUUUCACAGUCUGUGAUAAACGACGAUCCGAACGAUGAACGGUUCGCUCGUGGAUUACGGAUGUGGUCGUACGGAUUUCACAUUUGCAACGGAUUUUCGAUUCGCGCCCACGACAGUCCGCUAAUGUGAUCUCGAUUUAUUUAGAAUUUUUCUAGUUUUAUUUGUAGCCUUUUUCUAAUUUUUUGUUUGGACAUCAUUAAUACUUUCCUUCCAUUGAAGAAACGAAAUUGGAAUUGCGAAAGCUAUUAAUGAUACCACACAAUCCGUAGACUAUAUGAAUGCCUUCACACCUGAAGUCGAAUCUAAAUAUAUAAAUGACAUCUAGGUGUUUACCAAAUAUUUCGAAUAAUAAUUAUUAGUAUUUUUUGUUAUAGCGCUAAUAUUAAUAUUGGCCUAUGAUUUUGACAGUCGAUGUCAUUAAAAUAAGAAAUAUAUUUAGAUAUUCAUAUAGGCUACAAUGUUGUACAUAUAUUGUUGUACAUAUUUUGUAAU
Molecule: messenger RNA, 2633 nt
Organism: Linepithema humile (Argentine ant)
Lineage: Eukaryota; Metazoa; Arthropoda; Insecta; Hymenoptera; Formicidae
Source: RefSeq, a predicted model, not a curated record